Molecule: messenger RNA, 3156 nt
Organism: Danaus plexippus (monarch butterfly)
Lineage: Eukaryota; Metazoa; Arthropoda; Insecta; Lepidoptera; Nymphalidae
Product: ras-related protein M-Ras-like
Exons: 7
Coding region: 318-902 (194 amino acids)
Biological process (GO): signal transduction
Cellular component (GO): plasma membrane
Molecular function (GO): GTP binding; GTPase activity; GDP binding
Source: RefSeq, a predicted model, not a curated record
CAACUGUCGGUAGUCCAUUAUCGUCAAAAGGAAAUCUGAAUUUUCAAGGAGAGAAAUUCGUCGGCGACAUUCCUAUGUUUUGUAAAUUCACAAUAUUCACUAGUUUUGAUAAAAUUUCAAACAUUCCGUCCCCCGCACAUAUUUUUGUCCGUCCGCACACGAUUAGUUACGCGUUUAUAGCUAUGAGAUAAUAAGUGUUUAUGAGCGUGGUGCGCUCAAAUAAGUAUAGUGAAGACCCGUUCAGUAGGCAUAAUGACGCGUCCCGGCCCUCCCAGCGAAAACCUUCCCACUGUUUGAUUUGCAAUUUUAAGUGAACCAUGGUGUCCAUAUUCAAAGACUGUGAUUCUGUGAAGCUGGUGGUGGUGGGGGACGGAGGUGUCGGUAAGAGCGCUAUCACCAUUCAGUUCUUCCAGAAGCUCUUCGUCACCGACUACGAUCCUACCAUUGAAGACUCCUACAUACAACACACAGAGGUCGACGGACAAUGGUGUAUACUUGACGUACUGGACACGGCCGGCCAGGAGGAGUUCAGCGCCAUGAGGGAGCAGUACAUGCGGAAGGGGGACGGCUUCCUACUGGUGUACUCCGUCACCGACCAACAGAGCUUCCAGAAUAUAAGACACUUCCACACACAGAUCCUGAGAGUUAAGGACAGGGAGACGUACCCCAUGCUAGUGGCGGCCAAUAAGGUGGACCUGGUGCACGCGCGGGCCGUCAGCGAGGAGGCGGGGCGGGAGCUGGCACGCGCGCUCGGGGCGCCCUACAUCGAGACCUCCGCUAAGGAACCGCCGCUCAACGUCGACAGAGCCUUUCAUGAGCUGGUCCGAAUAAUCCGCAACCAUCCUCAGCGGGAAGAGAAGAGAGUCCGCGGGACCAAGUGCGGGCAGUGCUCGCUGCUGUGAGACGCGCUCUCACACACACACACAUACAGAAACAAAAACAGUCGACCAGCUGGCCUGCGGUCUCCACCUGCACUACUGACUGAUGUGGUUUUUCUUCAACGCGAGUGCGGCUCAGGCUCGGCGCCCACACAUACAGUCUACAGAUAGCGUUACUAGCAUUCAAGUUACUAUUGGAGUAGUUUCCGAGUCAGGUUGUAGUUUCGGGCUCGUCAGUCCUUCGGGUCCGGUCGAGUCUCUGAGGGUCUCGUCGGGUCUCGUCGGAUCUUGUCGGGCGUCGUCGGGUUCCGACGACAACUGUCGGACGUACAACUAUAUAAGUAGGGCGGUCGAGGAGCACAAGAAAUAAUAUACAAGUGAUAAUAGAUGGUCUACAAGAGAUGUUAUAUACAGCACACCGAGAACAGAUUAUAUUUUAUAAGAGUUUAGUGCUUGUUGAUGUUGAUACGGAGGCGGCGAGGCGGCGGCCGGGGGCGGCAGCUGACCUCGGGACCUCAUACAGACGAGUAUGACACGACAGAUGUCGCUGCAUGUACCAAAGACCAAAACGCUGAAUAUUUAUACAGAGCCCGUUGUUUAUUUAUGUUCUUUUUGUUUCCCUGUUCCCGGUUGUUUUUUAAUAAGCUCCGUCUUCCCGGGAAUCUUUUUCUCAGCUUCUGUGCCACCGGAACACGGAUCAUUUCGUUAUUAGAUCUAUUGAAUGUUAUUUCUAAGAGAUAUUUACGAAUUCGUAUUAAAUUGUAUAACAAUGUAUGUAAAAACCCCAUAGUGUUAGUGUUAAGCUAAGUUCGACCUAAUGCUAGCGUGAUAAGGUUACUUCUCGAAGUGGCGUCGAUCGUUUUGUUACAAUAUAUUUUUAUACUCGUCGACAUUAACCCGUCAGACGAAACACGGGAAGAGACGAACAGAACACGACACAAACGUUGAGCUGGACAGGUUACUGUUCAUUGUUCGGGUUCAGGUCAAAGUCACUCUUUCCUUGCUUCGCGCGGGCAGUAUUAAACGACUUCCUCCAGGGAAGGCCUCGUUUCACAGUAUUUAUUUCAUAUUCAUGUCCAGUGACUUGAAUAACUCUGCUGAGCGCCAACUAUCUGUUGGCGCACAAAGCUGCUUCAUUACUAUGAAACCUUUCCUAACAUUAUCUGUUAACGGUCGACAUCUGGUUUGUUUGCGGCCGUUCAAUGAUCGCCUAGCGUCGUUAUAUUUUUAUAAACAAAGAAACAAGGAUUUUAUAUGAAUACGUUAAAAUAAUAUUGAGUCAGCAAUAUGUGAGAGACGACCCGGCGGCCUCGGGCCGGACUGUUCCCGGGAUGCUGUCUUGUAGAAACACGCGUGUGUGACGCGAGCCGUUCCCGGGAACGAGCGACUCUGAUCGCCGCCGGUGCUUCAAGACUCGAACCAAGAAAGGCUGAUAUUGCAUCAUAACCAAAGUAGGUAGCUUAGGAUCGGCUGGCGUGGACCUCGGGCGGCCGCUGGGGAUUGAACAACGAGGAAUCGCCACUACAACGCUGACCUCCCUUCAGCGCCCAGCGGCCCUGAGCGUCCACAUCGCCCUAUGUAAUAAGAAGUAGAUGAAUUUGUUCGUGUAACGACAAGGAAUUGAAAGUAUGUUAAGUGUUCCAGUUAGUUUAGUUAUAUGACGUAGGUUAAACGACAGCUAACUCAUUAUUAUAUUGAUGACGUGUUGACGGAGGACAGAGGAGUGGGGAGGGGGCGUGUCCGGACAUGUCGCGUUACAGACAGAACAUACUUAUUAAAAUUCAUAAAUUGUAAACGUCUCUAUCUAUACCAAACCUAUUAUUUCGUUCCUUUGUUUGUUUCUACUGCGUUGCUUUCUAUAUGUGAACAUUUCACUUGUCUGGAGCCAAAGUUAUUUUUAGCUCGCGGGAAUACCUGUUGCGUGAACCUGUCUCCAGCUGACUGAUUUAUAUCAAGUUGUUUUUGUGUGAUUAUUGUUCCAUAUGCUUCAUUUGAAAUAAUAUUCAUGGAGCGGAAGUCUAACCGGAACAAGCGUCCCGUAAUAUGUAUUCAAAUUACAGAGGACAUGGUUGACAUUUUUUUUAAGGAGUUAAGGAAGCUGUUUUGUAAUGGACAUGUCUAUUAAAUAUCACAUUUCACAUUCCGCUGUCGGCAGACGCGUAUCCUGUGACGACCAGCUCAAGGAUCUUAUGUUGUUAGAGGUCUGGAGGUGGGGGUCCGGACCGAGCUGUAGGUACCUCGCAAAGGGCACAUUUAAUAAAUGAAUUAUAUCGUGUUA